This is a messenger RNA of Vigna unguiculata (cowpea), 3300 nucleotides long. RefSeq names its product DNA GYRASE A (gene GYRA). Gene Ontology annotation, cellular component: DNA topoisomerase type II (double strand cut, ATP-hydrolyzing) complex; cytoplasm; chromosome. Gene Ontology annotation, biological process: DNA topological change. Lineage: Eukaryota; Viridiplantae; Streptophyta; Magnoliopsida; Fabales; Fabaceae. Gene Ontology annotation, molecular function: ATP binding; DNA topoisomerase type II (double strand cut, ATP-hydrolyzing) activity; DNA binding. The record is from RefSeq and is a predicted model, not a curated record.
UCGUGACAAUACACAAAAAAAAGGGUUUUAGAGCACUUCAGUGUCUGGCCUCAUCCAAAAUCCCUAAAACCCCACACACUCUCACUUUCAAAUGGUUCCAACUGCAACCCUAUGAAACCCUUUCACCUCCAUUUCCAGAACCCCAACCUUCUCCUCUGCCCUUCCCCUUCCCCUUCCCCUUCCCCUUCCAUGGCAUUCUCCACCGCGCUCCGCGUCCUCCGCCUCUCCCCCUUCCUUCAGCCCUCGCGCCUCCGCCUCUCCCCAUCCCACCCUCGUCUCCUCUCCCCAUUCCAACAUCGUCUAAUAUCCGCCCGCGCCUCGCGCCGUCCGGCGGCGGCGGCCAGGGCCGUUAGGCGCAGCGACGGGAAUGGCAGUGUGACGGCCACAACGGAAAGCGGUAACAGUAGUGAGGGAAGGGUCGUGCCCACGGAACUUCACAAAGAGGCCACGGAGGCUUACAUGGCGUAUGCUAUGUCGGUACUUCUCGGUCGGGCAUUGCCGGAUGUUCGCGACGGCUUGAAGCCCGUGCACCGAAGGAUUCUAUUUGCAAUGCACGAGCUUGGCCUCUCAUCCAAAAAACCGUUCAAGAAGUGUGCGAGAGUUGUUGGAGAGGUAUUGGGAAAAUUCCACCCUCAUGGAGACACUGCUGUAUAUGAUUCCUUGGUGCGAAUGGCCCAGGAUUUUUCCUUACGCAGUCCUUUGAUCCAAGGUCAUGGAAAUUUUGGGUCAAUUGAUGCUGAUCCGCCUGCUGCCAUGCGUUAUACAGAGUGCAGACUGGAUGAUCUGACUGAAGCAUUGCUGUUGGCAGAUCUAGAGCAAGAUACAGUUGAUUUUGUUCCAAAUUUUGAUAAUUCCCAAAAAGAACCAUCACUUCUACCAGCUCGCCUUCCAACUUUAUUGUUGAAUGGUUCUUCUGGCAUUGCGGUUGGCAUGGCAACUAAUAUUCCUCCUCAUAAUCUUGGGGAAGUUGUAGAUGUCCUGUGUGUGUUGAUACAUAAUCCAGAAGCUACUUUGCAAGAAUUGCUUGAAUACAUGCCUGGACCUGAUUUUCCAACAGGAGGGCUGAUUAUGGGAAAUCUUGGGAUCUUAGAGGCAUAUCGUACUGGUCGAGGACGCGUUGUUAUCAGAGGGAAAACUGAUAUUGAAUUACUUGAUUCUAAGACUAAACGGACUGCAAUAAUCAUAAAAGAGAUUCCUUACCAGACCAACAAAGCAAGUUUAGUUGAGAAGAUUGCUGAACUUGUAGAAAACAAGAGUCUAGAUGGUAUAAGUGAUAUUCGGGAUGAGAGUGAUCGAUCUGGAAUGCGUAUUGUCAUUGAGCUGAAGCGGGGAUCAGAUCCAUCCAUUGUUCUGAAUAAUCUUUAUCGCUUAACAUCUCUGCAAUCUACGUUUAGCUGUAAUAUGGUGGGCAUUCUAAAUGGACAACCUAAACAAAUGGGGCUGAAGGAAUUACUCCAGGCAUUCUUAGACUUCAGAUGCUCUGUUGUUGAGAGACGUGCAUUGUUUAAGUUAUCACAAGCACGAGGGAGAAAACAUAUUGUUGAGGGUAUUCUUAUUGGGUUUGAUAAUCUGGAUGAGGUGAUUUGCAUAAUUCGUGAAGCAUCGAGUAACUCAGCAGCAGCAGUUGGUUUGCGCAAUGCAUUCGGUCUCUCUGAGAAACAAGCUGAAGCUCUUUUGGACAUAAGUCUUAGAAGAUUGACCCUUCGUGAGAGUGGAAACUUUCUGGCUGAAAGUAAAUCUUUGAUGGAACAAAUUUCGAAGUUAGAGGAACUGUUGUCCAGCAGGAAAAAUAUACUGGAGCUAAUAGAACAAGAAGCAAUUGAACUGAAGAAUAAGUUUGCCAAUCCAAGACGUUCAAUGUUGGAGGACACUGAUAAUGGUCAACUUGAGGACAUUGAUGUUAUUCCAAAUGAAGAUAUGUUAUUGGCACUUAGUGAAAAAGGUUAUCUGAAACGGAUGAAGCCAAGCACUUUUAACCUACAAAAUCGUGGAACAGUUGGAAAAUCUGUAGGAAAACUAAGAGUGAAUGAUUCAAUGUCUGAUUUUAUCGUUUGUCGUGCACAUGAUCAUGUCCUAUAUUUCAGUGAUAAGGGAACAGUAUACUCAGCUCGUGCUUACAAAAUUCCUGAAUGUAGCCGAACUGCUGCUGGCACUCCUCUUGUUCAUAUUUUAUCUUUAUCUGAUGGUGAAAGAAUAACAUCCAUUAUUCCUGUGAGUGAGUUUGUGGAGGAUCAAUUUUUGCUGAUGCUAACAAUGCAAGGCUAUAUCAAGAGAGUAUCCUUGAAUUUGUUUUCAUCCAUCAGGUCUACCGGGAUCAUAGCUAUUCAGUUGGUUCCCGAUGAUGAGCUAAAAUGGGUCCGUCUUUGCACAAAUGAUGACUUAGUAGCCAUGGCUUCACACAAUGGAAUGGUCAUGCUGUGCCAAUGCAGUAAGAUCCGCACACUAAGUAGAAAUACACGGGGUUCACCUGCAAUGAGACUAAAAAACGGGGAUAGUAUGGCCAGUGUGGACAUUAUACCAGCAGCCAUGUGGAACAACUUGGAAACUUUGUCAAAAUAUCGUGAGAACAGUGGAAAGGGCCAGAAAGGCCCAUGGUUGUUGUUCGUGUCUGAGAAUGGUCAUGGAAAGCGUGUCCCUUUGAGCAGUUUCAGGGUAUCAUCUUUGAAUCGUGUUGGUUUGGUUGGAUACAAGUUUUCCGCAGAGGAUCGCCUGGCUGCUGUUUUUGUGGUAGGAUUCUCAUUAGCAGAGGAUGGUGAAAGUGAUGAACAAGUGGUUCUUGUAAGCCAUAGUGGUACAGUCAACAGAAUUAAGGUUCGCGAUAUUUCAAUACAGUCUCGAUUUGCAAGGGGAGUUAUUUUGAUGCGACUUGAUCAUGCUGGAAAGAUUCAGUCUGCUUCAUUGAUAUCAGCAACGGAUUGUGAACCUGAGGAGGAAGUUCUUGCUACAGCUCAAGGCUAGUAAUAGAAGAACCUCCAUGUCUAAAAGAGCUUACGCUUACCUUGUUCAUUUGCCUUUGAUUAAAUGCUAUUGCUUGAUCCUUGAAUCCGUGCUUGGGUAUGAUCUCUAUUGAAAUCGUCCUAGUUUUUCCCCCUGCUCCGUUUAUAUUUUGUAUUUCUUUUUUGGGGGUGCCUUUGAAAGAUGGCUGGGAGGUCUGUAGAUUGUUCUUGAUGCGUCUUGUAAAUUAUAGUGGGAAGGCAAGUGGAAAUCAUGAACGGGGCGAAAUGCCAUAUUUCAAUCAACUCUACAUUUUGUAACAGCUACAUCAUUAGAAAAAGGUUAACCAUUAUUUCCCAGGUUUGA